This is a messenger RNA of Durio zibethinus, 2377 nucleotides long. Its product is annotated as CDPK-related kinase 4-like. Gene Ontology annotation, biological process: protein phosphorylation. Lineage: Eukaryota; Viridiplantae; Streptophyta; Magnoliopsida; Malvales; Malvaceae. Gene Ontology annotation, molecular function: ATP binding; protein kinase activity. The record is from RefSeq and is a predicted model, not a curated record.
UCAAUAUAUUUACCGGACAGCAGCAGGAAAGUGUGACUUUCACAAUUAUUUAUGUGAUUUUUGCCAUUCCCAUCAACCUUCCAAUUUAUAGCACAUUACCAAUUUUUUAACCCCUUCUCCUUCCUUCUUUUCUCAAUUUCCUUUUCUUUUUUUUAAUAAAAAAUUGUUUAUUUUCUCAAUUUUCUCGCCGGUGCUGGUUUUUCAGUUGCUAGCCGAGACCUGCAAGCGUAAGUUCACAACCGUCUCAUGAUUUGACCGAGAAGGAUCGGCCAGCCAACUCCCGCAUUCAGAGUGAUGGGCCAUUGCUGCAGCAAAAACGUUUCCGUAGUCAACAAUGACGCAACCUCCACCAUCAACCGCUCCCAGCCGCAAUCGAUUCCGGCGCCGGCGACUCCAUCCGUUGAGACCAACUCGUACUCCGUCAGUCCGUUCGCGAGUCCACUGCCCGCUGGAGUUCCACCGUCUCCAUCACCUGCUAGGACCCCGGUGGGGAAGUUCAGGUGGCCUUUGCCGCCUCCGUCUCCUGCGAAACCGAUCAUGGCAGCAAUCAUGAGACGUAGAGGGUCGAACAAGGCCGCGCCGGUGGAAGGAACGAUCCCCGAGGACGGUGAAGGAGCGGUUCUUGAUAAGAAUUUUGGGUACGGAAAGAACAUAGGGGCUAAAUUUGAGCUAGGAAAGGAGGUUGGGCGAGGGCAUUUUGGUCAUACUUGCUGGGCCAAGGGAAAGAAAGGAGAGCUCAAGGGACAGUCGGUGGCCGUUAAGAUCAUUUCUAAAGCUAAGAUGACUACAGCAAUAUCAGUUGAUGAUGUUCGGCGUGAGGUCAAAAUACUGAAAGCUUUAUCUGGCCAUGCGCACAUGAUCAAAUUUCAUGAUGCUUUUGAGGAUGCCAAUAAUGUGUAUAUUGUCAUGGAAUUAUGUGAAGGUGGAGAACUACUUGACAGAAUUUUAUCUAGAGGUGGUAGAUACACUGAAGGGGAUGCUAAAAAGAUAGUUGUGCAAAUUUUAAGUGUAGUUGCUUUUUGUCAUCUUCAAGGGGUUGUGCACCGUGAUCUAAAGCCAGAGAAUUUUCUUUUUACCACAAGAGAUGAGGAUGCUCCAAUGAAAAUUAUUGAUUUUGGUUUAUCUGAUUUUAUUAGGCCAGAUCGACGUCUCAAUGAUAUUGUUGGCAGUGCAUAUUAUGUUGCACCGGAAGUACUGCAUAGAUCUUACAGUGUUGAAGCUGAUAUGUGGAGUAUUGGUGUCAUAACUUAUAUAUUGUUGUGUGGAAGCAGACCUUUCUGGGCUAGAACCGAAUCAGGAAUUUUUCGUUCUGUUCUCAGAGCUGAUCCUAACUUUGAUGAUUCACCUUGGCCUUCUGUAUCACCAGAAGCCAAAGAUUUUGUGAAAAGGCUUCUGAACAAGGAUCACAGGAAAAGAAUGACAGCUGCCCAAGCUUUAACUCACCCAUGGUUACGAGAUGAAAACUGUGCUGUGCCUUUGGAUAUUUUGAUCUACAAGUUAGUCAAGUCAUAUAAUCGUGCCACACCUUUCAAACAAGCAGCACAAAAGGCACUUUCGAAAGCUUUACCAGAUGAUGCACUUGUAUAUCUUACGGCACAGUUUAGGCUUUUGGAACCAAAAGAUGAAUGUGUGUCCCUCAGUAAUUUUAAAGCGGCUCUAAUGAGGAAUGUAACUGAUGCCAUGCACGAGUCAAGAGUUCUUGACAUUAUAAAUGUGAUGGAACCACUGUAUUAUAAAAAGAUGGACUUUGAAGAGUUCUGCGCUGCUGCAAUCAGUACAUAUCAGCUUGAGGCAUUUGAAGAUUGGGAGAGUAUUGCAAGCGCAGCCUUUGAGUAUUUUGAAGAAGAAGGAAACAAGGUCAUUUCAGUGGAGGAAUUGGCACUGGAAUUAAAUCUAGGCCCUUCAUCUCAUUCUUUGCUUAAUGAUUGGAUAAGAACUUCAGAUGGAAAACUGAACCUCCUAGGGUAUAUGAAAUUUUUACAUGGUGUAACAAUUCGUGCUUCUAAUGCAAGACGGCGGUAGCGCAUAAAACCAGGGACAUUGGAUUUUUUUUCGUAGAUUUAACCUAAAAAAUGUUGAUAUUCUUUUAUCAUGAAUGGAGAAUAAAGGUUUUAUAGGGAUAUAGAUGAAUGUCUAGGCAGAAAAUCAUGUAGACUUGAGUCUAAACAAUUCGGAUCACGUACUGUUUUCAUGAAUUUCAUUUCUAACGUGUGUGCAUGAUCCUUUAGUGGUAAGUCAAUAUCUUUUCUGCAAGCUUUCAUUUGUAGGAAGUAGGAAUCGAUGCUUGAUAUUGGCAAGCUUCAGUCAAAAUAACUUUACGUGUCUCUUUGCAGAGAAAAAGGAGAAAAUUAAAAAGAGAGACAAUACUAUUAAUAUA